ACACACAAACACAAACAGAGACAGGGAUGACUUUGUUAGCAGCCACGAAUUGGCGCGAAACAAAAGGAAAGCUAACCGAACUAACAGGACCUCUUGAAGAAUGUCACUUCCCAGAAACCAUUUCGGAUCCCAACAUUCACUUCCUUUCCACACACACACACACACAAACAUACACCACUGUCAAGUUUUUUUAUUUUUCUUUUUUCUUUUUCUUUUUCUCUCUCUCUCUCUCUCUCUCUCUCUCUCUUUCCAUCAUUUUCUAGCUAAAUUUUUCCCAGAAAAAAAAAAUGGCAUUUUCCGGCAUUAUUUUCGACCGUACUUGACUCCAUUUUGGUUUUUGGCAAAAGGGUCGUUGUCUUUUGUGGUGUUUGUGACGAAGAAGGUGCAAUUUUGGGCUGGAGAUAAAGAGAGUCACUCCCUCACCAGAAAAUUUUUCCUAGAAAAAUUGGCGUUUCCUUGAGUUUUCUUUGAUUCUACUUGACUCCAAUUUGGUUUUUUCUGGCAAAAGGGUCGUUUUAUUUUAUGGUAUUUGUGGUCAAGAAAGUGCGAUUUUGAGCUGGAGAGUUGAAGGGUAUUAGAUCUUUGAAUCCAUCAUCUGAUGAUUUUAUGAAGCAAGAGUUUUGUACGUAGCUGAGCUUUGAUCGAAAUCUUAAAAAAAUGGCAACUCCAGUGAAUAUCAUUGUAGGUUCUCAUGUCUGGAUUGAAGACCCAGGAAUAGCUUGGAUUGAUGGACAGGUGUCAAAGAUUAAUGGACAGGAAGCUGAGAUCCAGACUACUGAUGGGAGGAAGGUUGUGGCAAACCUAUCAAAAAUCUAUCCAAAAGAUGUGGAAGCUCCUGCUGGUGGAGUUGAUGACAUGACAAAGUUAUCUUAUUUGCAUGAGCCUGGAGUUCUGCAAAACCUAAAAAUUAGAUAUGAACUGAAUGAAAUCUAUACUUAUACCGGAAAUAUUCUAAUUGCCAUAAAUCCAUUUCAAAGAUUGCCUCAUCUUUAUGAUGCUCAUAUGAUGCAACAAUACAAGGGAGCACCAUUUGGAGAACUAAGCCCACAUGUUUUUGCAGUUGCCGAUGUUGCAUACAGAGCAAUGAUAAAUGAGGGGAAAAGCAAUUCAAUCCUGGUCAGUGGUGAAAGUGGAGCAGGUAAAACUGAGACCACGAAAAUGCUUAUGCAAUACCUUGCCUUUUUAGGAGGCCGGGUUGCUACUGAAGGACGGACAGUUGAGCAACAAGUUCUUGAAUCAAAUCCAGUCCUUGAAGCAUUUGGCAAUGCCAAAACUGUAAGGAACAACAAUUCCAGCCGUUUUGGUAAAUUUGUGGAGAUUCAGUUUGAUAAGCAAGGAAGAAUCUCAGGAGCAGCCAUAAGAACUUACCUUCUAGAGAGGUCUCGUGUUUGCCAAAUUUCUGAUCCUGAACGCAACUAUCACUGCUUCUACCUUCUUUGUGCUGCACCACAGGAGGAAAUUGAGAAGUACAAGUUGGGAAACCCUAAAUCAUUUCACUAUCUUAACCAGUCAAAUUGCUAUGACCUGGUUGGUGUAAGUGAUGCGCAUGAUUAUCUUGCCACAAGGAGAGCAAUGGAAAUUGUUGGGAUAAGUGACAAAGAACAGGAAGCAAUUUUCAGAGUUGUUGCCGCAAUACUUCAUCUUGGCAAUAUUGAAUUUGCUAAAGGAAAGGAAAUUGAUUCAUCGGUUCCAAAAGAUGACAAAGCCAAAUUCCAUCUUAAAAUGACUGCUGACCUUCUCAUGUGUAAUGCUGAGGCCUUGGAAGAUGCAUUAUGUAAGCGUGUCAUGAUCACUCCAGAAGAAGUGAUAAAACGGAGCCUUGAUCCUCAAAGUGCAGCAGUUAGCCGGGAUGGUUUAGCAAAGACAAUAUACUCUCGACUUUUUGACUGGUUGGUGGAUAAAAUUAAUAGCUCAAUUGGACAAGAUCCUAAUUCAAAAUCUUUGAUUGGGGUUCUUGACAUCUAUGGUUUUGAAAGCUUUAAGACUAACAGUUUUGAGCAAUUCUGCAUUAAUUUCACAAAUGAGAAGUUGCAGCAACAUUUCAACCAGCAUGUAUUCAAGAUGGAACAAGAAGAAUACACAAAAGAGGAGAUUGAUUGGAGCUACAUUGAAUUUGUUGAUAACCAAGAUGUCUUAGAUCUUAUUGAAAAGAAACCUGGUGGAAUCGUUGCUCUCCUUGAUGAAGCUUGCAUGUUUCCAAAGUCAACACAUGAAACAUUUGCAAACAAGCUGUAUCAGACAUUUAAAAAUCACAAGCGCUUUAUAAAACCAAAGCUAUCCCGCACAGAUUUCACCAUUUCUCAUUAUGCUGGAGAGGUCCUAUAUCAAUCUGACCAAUUUUUGGACAAAAACAAGGACUAUGCGGUUCCUGAACAUCAAGACUUGUUGGAUGAUUCCAAAUGUCCUUUUGUGGCAGGGCUUUUCCCUCCACUUCCAGAAGAGACAUCUAAAUCUUCUAAGUUUUCUUCAAUUGGUUCUCGUUUUAAGCUACAACUACAGCAGUUGAUGGAAACACUAAAUUCUACAGAACCUCACUACAUAAGAUGUGUGAAGCCAAACAACCUUCUAAAACCUGCCAUAUUUGAAAAUGUCAACAUCAUGCAGCAACUGCGUUGUGGUGGUGUUUUGGAGGCAAUCAGAAUCAGUUGUGCUGGAUACCCAACUCGGCGUCCUUUCUUUGAAUUCAUAAAUAGAUUUGGUCUUCUUGCCACAGAGGUCGUGGAAGGAAAUGUUGAUGAAAAGGUUGCCUGCAAAAAGAUUCUGGAAAAGAUGGGGCUUAAAGGAUAUCAGAUAGGUAAAACAAAAAUGUUCCUAAGAGCUGGUCAGAUGGCUGAAUUAGAUGCACGGAGAGCUGAAGUACUGAGUAAUGCGGCAAAAACUAUUCAGCGGCGCAUACGAACCCAUAUUGCUCGUAAACAGUUUAUUGCACUGCGGAAGGCUACCAUAGUUGUACAAUCUCUAUGUAGAGGAAGACUGGCUUGCAAAAUUUUUGAACAAAUGAGAAGGGAGGCAGCUGCUAAGAAAAUUCAGAAGAAUACACGCAGAUACCAAGCCUGGAAAAGAUAUCGCAAACUCCAUUUCUCUGUUCUUGUCUUGCAAACAGGCUUAAGGGCAAUGGCUGCUCGUAAUGAAUUCAGAUUUAAGAAGAUAACAAAAGCGGCAAUUUUGGUUCAGGCAAGAUGGCGUUGUUAUAAAGCUGCCUCACACUACAAGAAGCUUAAGAGGGGUACAAUAGUCACACAAUGCAUAUGGAGGGGAAGAAUUGCAAAGAGAGAACUAAGAAAGCUCAAAAUGGCUGCGAGGGAAACAGGUGCACUUAAAGAAGCAAAGGAUAAGCUUGAAAAACAUGUAGAGGAGCUCACUUGGCGUUUACAAUUGGAAAAACGUUUAAGGGCUGACCUUGAGGAAGCAAAAGCACAGGAGGUGGCAAAAUUGCAGAAUUUGUUGCAAGAACUGCAGUACAAAGUUAAAGAAGCAAAUGCAUUAAUUGUCAAGGAACGAGAGGCUGCAAAGAAGGCUAUUGACGAAGCACCUCCUGUUAUUAAAGAAACUCAAGUUCUUGUUCAAGAUACCCAGAAAAUUGAUUCUCUAACAGCAGAAGUGGAGAACCUAAGGACAUCAUUGGAAUCAGAAAGACAAAGUGCUGAUAUCUCAAAAAGAAAAUACAAUGAAGCCCAACAAUCUAGUGAAGAACGACAGAAAAAAUUAGAAGAAACAGAGAAGAAAGUUCAUCAGCUCCAGGAAUCUUUAACCAGGCUAGAGGAAAAACUUUCCAAUUUAGAAUCUGAGAAUCAAGUCCUGCGUCAACAAGCUGUAUCCAUGGCACCUAAUAAGUUCCUUUCAGGACGCUCCAGAUCAACUAUUCAGAGAGCUGCUGAAGGUGGUCAUAUUGGAACGGAUACAAAGAUAGGUUUGGAUCUGCAUAUUCCUCCAAUAAAUCAUAGGGAUCCUUCUGAAGUAGAGGAGAAACCCCAAAAAUCCCUAAAUGAGAAGCAGCAGGAGAACCAAGAGUUGCUCAUAAGAUGUAUUUCCGAACACCUAGGCUUUGCAGGGAAUAGGCCUAUUGCUGCCUGCAUCAUAUAUAAAUGCCUUUUGCAGUGGAGAUCAUUUGAAGUUGAGCGGACUAGUGUUUUUGAUCGGAUCAUUCAGACCAUUGGCAAUGCUAUCGAGACCCAGGAUAACAAUGAUAUCUUGGCCUAUUGGUUAUCCAAUGCCUCAACACUUCUCUUACUACUCCAGCGCACUUUGAAAGCAAGUGGUGCUGCUGGUAUGGCCCCACAACGCCGUCGUUCAUCAUCAGCAACUCUAUUUGGGAGGAUGACACAAAGUUUCCGUGGUGCUCCACAAGGAGUGAAUAUUUCCUUGAUCAAUGGUAGCAUUAAUGGAGUGGAUACAUUGCGGCAAGUUGAAGCCAAGUACCCAGCUUUGCUUUUUAAACAGCAGCUUACAGCAUAUGUAGAAAAGAUUUAUGGAAUGAUUCGAGAUAAUCUGAAGAAAGAAAUUUCUCCAUUGCUUGGAUUGUGCAUCCAGGCACCAAGAAUAUCCAGAGCAAGCUUGGUUAAGGGAUCAUCGCGUUCAGUUGCAAACACAGAGGCCCAGCGAGCAUUGAUUGCUCACUGGCAAGGGAUUGUAAAAAGCCUUGGAAACUUCCUAAACACUUUGAAAGAAAAUCAUGUACCCCCAUUUUUAGUUCGUAAGGUGUUCACACAAAUAUUUUCUUUCAUCAAUGUUCAACUAUUUAACAGUCUUCUGUUAAGGCGAGAGUGCUGUUCUUUUAGCAAUGGUGAAUAUGUGAAGGCUGGAUUGGCUGAAUUGGAACAUUGGUGUUAUAAGGCAACAGAUGAGUAUGCAGGUUCGUCUUGGGAUGAGCUCAAGCAUAUUAGACAGGCAAUCGGAUUUCUGGUUAUACAUCAAAAACCAAAGAAAACACUGGAUGAAAUAAGCCACGAUCUUUGCCCAGUCCUUAGUAUACAGCAGCUCUAUCGGAUCAGUACAAUGUACUGGGAUGACAAGUAUGGCACGCAUAGUGUGUCCUCGGAUGUUAUUUCCAAUAUGAGGGUGCUGAUGACAGAAGAUUCUAACAAUGCAGUUAGUAAUUCAUUCUUGUUGGAUGAUGAUUCAAGCAUUCCAUUUUCAGUUGAUGACUUAUCAAAGUCCAUGGAGAAAAUAGACAUCGCCGAUAUUGAACCACCACCACUUAUUCGUGAAAACUCAGGCUUUACUUUCAUGUUUCCUCGUUCAGAGUAAUCACUUUCACUGCAUGAGUGGAUGGGAUUCCUCUCCAUCUAUCUCCACGGUCAAGAUAUAGGUUCACAUUGCAACCCCUUUAAUUGUGGAUGUCAUCAGAGGGUUGUACAUUGUUAAUUAUUUUUUACAUUAGAAACAUUUUUUGAAAUUAUCUUCCCAUAUAUAGUUCAUUGUUCCAAGUAGGGAUGCCUUUGCUCCCCCCCGGUAGUUCAUUAUUGGAAGCAGUAUGCCUUUGCUCCCCAUCCAGUGUAAUGUACAACUAGUUUUCAAUGAAGGAGAAGAAAUCAAAAGCAUAUAGCAUUUUACAAAAGCUGUCACUAUCUACCCUUUAAUGAGGCUUCUUGCUUGUAUUUGUAUUUACAAGUUUUGUGCUAUAUUGAUAAUUGUAAGAGUUCAUUUUUAUAUAUUGCUUAUUGGUUAGUUUUA
Messenger RNA from Quercus robur (English oak), 5673 nucleotides. Its product is annotated as myosin-9. The record is from RefSeq and is a predicted model, not a curated record. Gene Ontology annotation, cellular component: cytoplasm; actin cytoskeleton; myosin complex. The coding region runs from base 658 to 5247 and encodes 1529 amino acids. Lineage: Eukaryota; Viridiplantae; Streptophyta; Magnoliopsida; Fagales; Fagaceae. Gene Ontology annotation, molecular function: microfilament motor activity; actin filament binding; ATP binding. The transcript has 38 exons. Gene Ontology annotation, biological process: pollen tube growth; actin filament organization; vesicle transport along actin filament.